Messenger RNA from Cokeromyces recurvatus, 1919 nucleotides. RefSeq names its product magnesium transporter NIPA-domain-containing protein. Gene Ontology annotation, cellular component: membrane. Gene Ontology annotation, molecular function: magnesium ion transmembrane transporter activity. Gene Ontology annotation, biological process: magnesium ion transport. The record is from RefSeq and is a predicted model, not a curated record. The transcript is spliced from 7 exons. NCBI's taxonomy places the organism in Eukaryota, Fungi, Mucoromycota, Mucoromycetes, Mucorales, Mucoraceae. The coding region runs from base 56 to 1717 and encodes 553 amino acids.
UUUUUUUAUUUUUUACUUUUUACAUCUUACAGUCCAUAAAAGUUAUACUUGGAUAAUGGACGAUUUUGAACAUUCCGAUGGUAAUGUUGCAUUUAACACUUUUAUUGGUGUUUUUGUCUCAAUAUUUGGCAACGCACUUAUAUCAGUAGCACUGAAUUUACAGAAAAAAGCACAUAAUAAUAUCCAGGAACAGCAAAUAGCCCAGUAUUCUACAGAUAUCGAUAAUUCACAACAAUGGAUGAAUAAUGGAAUAUAUUUACCCGAUGAUGAAUAUUCUUCACCUAUAAGAACCUCUUUAGAAGGGCAACAGCAUAAAUUUGUUAUGAAAACAGAAGAUAAUACAGAAUAUUUAAAAUCAAAAUUAUGGUGGUUCGGGAUCUCACUUAUGGUUUUUGGUGAAAUUGGGAACUUCGUUGCUUAUGGUUUUGCUCCUGCAUCAACAAUUGCACCUCUUGGAACAACAACUUUAGUAGCUAAUGUAAUAUUAGCUCCACUCAUGUUAAAGGAAGUAUUUAGAAAAAGGGAUUUAGUAGGUGUCUUUUUGGCAGUUACGGGUGCUGCCUUGGUUGUCUUUAGUUCAAAUUCUGAAGAAACAGCUUUAACACCUGAAUUAAUUAUGGAAUCUCUUGGUCAAAUACGUUCUGUUAUAUAUUUUAUCCUUACUGGAAUUGCAAUCAUAAUAUUAACUUUAUUAUCUCCCAUUUAUGGUUCUAAUAGUAUCAUGAUUGACUUGGGGUUAGUUGCUAUUUAUGGUGGUUACACUGUUUUGUCCACAAAAAGUGUUGCUUCUCUAUUAAGUUUGACUUUUUUUAAAAUGUUUACUUAUCCAGUUUCCUACCUAUUAAUAUUUGUCUUGAUUCUUACAGCUAUUUUACAAAUCAAAUAUCUUAAUAAGGCAUUGCAGAGAUUUGAUUCGACAGAAGUUAUACCUACUCAAUUUGUAUUAUUUACAAUAUCUGCCAUUAUUGGUAGUGCAGUGCUUUAUCAUGAUUUUGAUGGUAUGACCUUGAAUCAAAUGUCUAGGUUUAUAUCAGGAUGCGCUAUAGAAUUCCUUGGAGUUUAUUUAAUUACCUCUAAACGAACAAAGAAGAUGAGCGAUUCAUUUUCUAAUCUAUCUAUCAGCGCUGAUAGUAGUUCAACUAUUGUAGGAGAAAAUAAUGAGAUCACUAUGAACAAUAAGAAGAGAAAUUCUGGUAGAUUAUUCAUUUCAGAUGAUAACCAACAACAACAACAAUCAUCAUCAAGACCUGCUACUAAUAACUCAUUUGAAGCAUGGCAAGGAUAUAAUACAUUAAGCAAUAACACGAAUCAUAAAAGGCAUAGUUCUGUUUUUAGAGGCAUUUCGAUGACAUCACAGCUACUGGACCGUAAUGAUGAAGAGCAAGCAGCAAUUCAGUUACCCUUAUCAUCCUCAUCCAACAACAAUACAACCUCAUCUUUUAUGUUUACUAAUAAUAAAAAGCGUGAUUCUGCUUUGCUAAGCAGUUUCAUUCAUGGUAUUACAUCAGCUAUUACGAACAAUAACCAUGAGAUGAUGACAGCAGAAGAAAAUGACGCUAUUGAAAUCGAGAUACCUACUCCAUCUUCAUUUCGUGAUCGUGAAUUAAUGCCUAUCACUCAAAACAAUAAGAGGGACUCUUUAUCAAGAUCAUUUUUAGUAGAUAUUGAUGUAAAUUCACAGCAGCAGCAACAACAACAAUACAGAGAUUUGUCAUAAUACCCUCUUCCUUUCCCCCCCUCCCUAUUUCACACAUAUUAGACUGUAUACGUAACAUUUUUGGUUUUUUAUUUAUUUAUGACAUAAAUCCAUAUUCUAUAAUAACAAUAAUAAUAAUAACAAUAACAAAUCUAAUUGCUUUAUUCUGUCUUUCUCUUCUUUUUAUUCUUAUCACCUUCGUCUUCUCCUUCAGGUAAAUCAA